Messenger RNA from Glarea lozoyensis ATCC 20868, 648 nucleotides. RefSeq names its product urea active transporter. The transcript has a single exon. Lineage: Eukaryota; Fungi; Ascomycota; Leotiomycetes; Helotiales; Helotiaceae. Bases 1 to 648 code for a protein of 215 amino acids. The record is from RefSeq and is a predicted model, not a curated record.
AUGCUCAAACGACUUGUCCUCGGUUUCGCUGCAGCGAAACACCUCCAAAAACCUAUAAGACGAGUUGCCACGAUACAGCCUAAUAUAAGAACCAGAGCUUUCCAUGAGGGUCUUGCGUUUCGUAGCGCAUGCGAUUUUGGACGUCCUUGUGAUUGUUCCGAGUGCUCAAACGUGAGGCGAAAACCUAUUUGCGAAGUCUGCCACAUCCUACCUACCGCGCAUCAGUCAUCCAUUUACACUUGGGAUCGUAAAGGUGUUCCGGGCUACAAUCUUAGGUCUUAUUGCGAAGACUGCUGGACGAAGUACCAGACAAGAUUGCACGAGGACGAGCAGAAGGCAGCCUUGAAACGAGCGGCCCGCGUAAAAGAAUUGGACGAGAUGAUGGAAAGAGUGAAGCUUAUUCGCGGCAAAGAGCGAGUUCCCGUUCGUUAUGCCGUGAAUAGAUUCAUAGAAGGAUUCAGAAGCUGGAACACUCAGCAGUUGAGUCCCUUAUCAGAGUCAUCACGAGCUUGGUAUCAAGGGGCAUUUUUACGUAGCCUUUCUCAAGAACUUCAGAUUGACAAGGUGAGAAACAAAUACUUGUGUAAUAAAGAGCGUGUCGAUGCGAUGGACUUUGAAGUGUGGUUCCGUGCAAAAUGGGAGCGAUAG